AUGGUCAAUCUUUCAAUCACAUCAACUAUUGUUGAGGCACUUAAUAGUCUAUCCAAAUCCCAAAAAUUCGAAAAAAGUAAAAUUUCUUCGAAGCAGAGUGAUAGUAACUCUGCAGAAACCGUGUUAGCAUCUGAAAGUAAUGAUUUGGGACAGCAGGAAGAUAAAAUCGAUCCUGGAGUUGGAAGUGAAAAUUUGCUGCAUAAAGAGAAAAUAUACAUGGAACCGGAUCUCUCAGAGCCUAAGGUCGGCAACCCAAUUUCACAUCACCAAAUAAUUGCGCUUUCUAUGGCUUUAAGAUCUUGUGAAAAUCAGCUGUAUUGUCUUGAAGAUCUACUGAGGGGAUCGAGAAUUCACAUGCCGCCUCCGCCAGUGGAACCUGAAAAAACUUCAGAAUACAAAAUCUUAAUGGCACGCCUUCGCCGACAGGAGGAAGCUCGCAGUUACGAAAAGAUGGUAAAUCAUCAGUCUCGUACAGGGCCCCCUUCUUUGAAUUCUACUAAUGCCUCAGCCGCUCACCCAUUCUCUAACAAUUUUCCAAUAUCCGAUACAGAAGAUGAGGUCACAUAUGCCGAUGUCAAUAGACAAGUCACCCUUAUACUGAACAUUCUUUUAAGCAUUAUUGCCUGUGGAGCUGCUAUUUGGAUAGCAGCAAGAUGGUUGAGCACUCCUGUACGACUUGCUUUGAGCCUUGGUGGGAGCAUUUUAGUUGGUAUAGCGGAAGUCGUUGUCUAUUCAGGAUACCUUCGAAGGAUUGGUACAGCGAAACAAAAUGAGAAAUCUAUAGUUGAGAAAAAAGAGAUUCUUGAGACAUGGGUGGUGAAGUCAAACUUAAAACCCGAAUUAAGAAAUAGCUCCGCUGAUGCUAUCGAUAUUGAUUUAAAGAAAUUCACUGAUGAAUCUCGAGCUCGUCGGCGGAGAAAGCAGAAAGACACGAGAAGCUGA
Messenger RNA from Blumeria graminis f. sp. triticale, 942 nucleotides. NCBI's taxonomy places the organism in Eukaryota, Fungi, Ascomycota, Leotiomycetes, Helotiales, Erysiphaceae. The record is from the annotation of a GenBank genome assembly.